Messenger RNA from Aplosporella prunicola CBS 121167, 1541 nucleotides. RefSeq lists its product as uncharacterized. The transcript has 2 exons. NCBI's taxonomy places the organism in Eukaryota, Fungi, Ascomycota, Dothideomycetes, Botryosphaeriales, Aplosporellaceae. The record is from RefSeq and is a predicted model, not a curated record. The coding region runs from base 281 to 1345 and encodes 354 amino acids.
UCGUUUUGACCGCAGGUAGGCAGGCAGGGGCGAAGGGAAAGGGUUCGCGCAGACGCGUGUAUAUAAGCAGUAUGUUGGCGCGCGAGGGGGUGGGCUGGUGGUGCGUUGGGUUGCGUUGCGUCGAGUGUUGCUCCUGCCUCUUUCUAUUGCUCUUUCCUCCGCACCAGACACGUACGUACAGUACAUACACGCCUGUCGUUCGCGUUCGUUUUCUGCUGGCUGCGUGCAGGUGUUCUUGUCUUGUCUUGUCUUGUCUGGCCUUGUUCCGCAGUACCACACCAUGAACAGCAGCAGCACCUGGAGCCACAGCGCGCGGAACCGGUACCGCAACCGGCGCACCACGGCCACCAUGCCGCGCAUCUCGCCCUCGUCGUCUUCGUACAGCAUCUCCAGCGACGACAGCAGCAGCGCUACCACCACCACCGCAACCACAACCAGCCACGGCCACGGCCACAGCAACACCAGCACCCGUACCCACAACAGCAGCGUCAGUCACAGUAGCAGUAACAGCAACAACCACAAUAACUACGCAAACAUUACACCGCCCUGCCUAGCCCUGCCACCCAUAUCCACCGCCCUCCCCCAACCCCCCCGCCAAACCUACCACCGCAGCGGCAUCGGCGGCUUAGGAAACUACCACAAGCCACGGCCCUUCUUCUCAUGCAGCGACCUACAGCAGCACCAGCAGCCCCUGCUGCGCGCCUCGCAACCCCCCAGCACCGCGUCCCCCACGGGCGGCGUCUUCGCGUCCGGCAUCGGCGGCGCCGGCAACCUGCACCGCGCCGAGUCGCGCGCGCGCCUCGCCUUCGCCGAAGAAGUCGCACGCGGCCGCGCCGUCGCCCGCUCCAAUCCCGCUACGUACCAUUGCGGGAUCGGGGGCGCGGGGAACAGGGUUGGGGCUGGGCUUAGGCUGCGGCGGGGCGGGCGGCGGCAGCUGCAGCUGCUGCGCGAGGAGCAGGAGCUCGAGGCGCGGCGGGCGCGCUGCUAUCCCGUGUCUUUUGGGGCGGGGGCGCGCAGCGAGGGCGACCUCUGCGGUGGUUUCAUCGCGGAGCGCGCGCCCGUGCUGGCGUACGAGGCCCUGCCGUCUUGCUGUUUCUGCGGCGGCAGCGGAGUGCGCGCUUGUAUAUGCGCGGAUGCUGGUGCUGCUGCUGCCACUGCUGCCGUGGGCCCCGAGGCGUCGUAUAGUCAUGAGCCGCUGCCGUAUGGGGCGCUGGACAUGCUGAAGCGGCGGCUGGGGCGGGCGUUUGGGCUGAAACGGUCGGCGGGGGCGUCGGCGCAGCAAGAUGGCGAGGACGGCACUGGACGGAGGGUCCUGCGGCGCCGUCGCAGUAUGUGGCACUUCUGAUGUGGGCAUUCUCUGCGCAGGCAUUCGGAGCUGUGGCGGAAAACAACGGGCCCGUUGGCUGGUUAACGCGUCGGCCUGUGGCUUGUUUGGGCGGUUUCCUGGCGUUGGUUGUGGUGUUAGAGGCAGUUGCACAUGUUUCCUUUUGGUGUAACGGCGCCGUUUGCGAUUAAAUGCGGGGAAAUGGGUGUCUCCAUCU